CCUUUUCUUCCCUCUCACUAUUAGAUCCACCAUCUUCCCAGUUCAAAAAGAUUUGUACUUUUCUUUACUUCUUAGUCAAAAUGUGGAGUUUUUGCUUCUAGGGGGAGCCUUCUAACUCUAUCCAUGGCCGUUUUUUUUUUUUUUUUUUUUUAUAAUUUUGGCUGAGCAAUUGAUGCAAGGAUUUGGAUGAGUCAGGUGAAAUCCCUGCAGCUACAUCGGAGGAUGUGGAUGUUGCAGUCAACGCUGCUCGAAGAGCUUUUUCAAGGAAUAAAGGGAAAGAUUGGGCUAAAGCACCAGGAGCUCUUCGUGCUAAGUAUCUACGUGCUAUUGCCGCUAAGGUUAAUGAAAGGAAGUCAGAUCUGGCAAAGCUUGAGGCUCUUGAUUGUGGUAAACCAUUGGAUGAAGCAGUCUGGGAUAUGGAAGAUGUUGCUGGAUGUUUUGAAUUUUAUGCUGACCUUGCUGAAGGAUUAGAUGCUAAGCAGAAAGCUCCGGUCUCGCUUCCCAUGGAGACUUUUAAGAGUUAUGUUCUGAAGCAACCUCUUGGAGUUGUGGGACUUAUUACACCAUGGAAUUACCCCCUUUUGAUGGCUGUUUGGAAGGUGGCUCCUUCACUUGCUGCAGGAUGCACUGCGGUUCUCAAGCCAUCAGAGCUGGCAUCCGUCACUUGUUUGGAGCUUGCUGAUAUUUGUCGAGAAGUUGGUCUUCCUCCUGGGGUCCUCAAUGUUUUGACUGGUUUAGGUUCGGAAGCUGGUGCUCCUUUGUCAUCACACCCUGGUGUGGACAAGAUUGCAUUUACUGGAAGUUUUGCCACAGGAAGUAAGGUCNUACACCAUGGUAACUACUGCUGGAAUUACCCCCUUUUGAUGGCUGUUUGGAAGGUGGCUCCUUCACUUGCUGCAGGAUGCACUGCGGUUCUCAAGCCAUCAGAGCUGGCAUCCGUCACUUGUUUGGAGCUUGCUGAUAUUUGUCGAGAAGUUGGUCUUCCUCCUGGGGUCCUCAAUGUUUUGACUGGUUUAGGUUCGGAAGCUGGUGCUCCUUUGUCAUCACACCCUGGUGUGGACAAGAUUGCAUUUACUGGAAGUUUUGCCACAGGAAGUAAGGUCAUGGCAGCUGCUGCUCAGUUGGUGAAGCCUGUUUCUAUGGAGCUUGGUGGGAAGAGCCCUCUCAUUGUGUUCGAUGACGUUGAUCUUGAUAAAGCUGCUGAAUGGGCUCUCUUUGGCUGCUUCUGGACAAAUGGUCAAAUCUGCAGUGCGACUUCCCGCCUUCUUGUUCAUGAAAACAUCGCAGCUGAAUUUAUAGAAAAGCUUGUGAAGUGGAGCAAGAACAUUAAAAUUUCAGACCCCAUGGAAGAAGGAUGCAGGCUUGGUCCUGUCGUUAGCAAAGGACAGUAUGAGAAGAUAUUGAAGUUUGUCUCAACGGCUAAGAGUGAAGGAGCAACGAUCUUGCAUGGUGGUUCCCGACCUGAGCAUCUUGGAAAAGGCUUCUUUAUUGAACCAACCAUCAUAACUGAUGUUACAACUUCGAUGCAAAUAUGGAGAGAAGAGGUGUUCGGGCCUGUUCUUUGCGUGAAAUCAUUUGCCACUGAGGACGAGGCAAUUGAGCUAGCAAAUGACUCCCAUUACGGACUAGGAGCUGCAGUGAUAUCUAAUGAUGCAGAAAGAUGUGACCGUGUAAGCCAGGCCUUUGAAGCUGGGAUUGUGUGGAUUAACUGCUCGCAGCCUUGCUUUACUCAAGCCCCAUGGGGUGGAGUCAAACGCAGUGGGUUUGGACGUGAACUUGGAGAAUGGGGACUUGAUAACUACUUGAGUGUGAAGCAAGUGACUCUCUACACUUCAAACGAUCCAUGGGGAUGGUACAAAUCCCCCAACUAAGUAAUGGAUACAAUGAUACAUUGUCAUGAAAAUGGAAACCAAACCAAAUACUGUAUGUAUGUUCCAUCUUGGUGCUUUUAUAAUAAGUCUUGUCAAAUUUUAGUCCUGAAACUCGUAUUGUAAAACCUUGAAUAAAGGAUGCUUUGGUGUUGUUGUUUGGUUGUUCUAAAAGGCCAACAAUA
This is a messenger RNA of Camelina sativa (false flax), 2053 nucleotides long. The record is from RefSeq and is a predicted model, not a curated record. NCBI's taxonomy places the organism in Eukaryota, Viridiplantae, Streptophyta, Magnoliopsida, Brassicales, Brassicaceae.